Molecule: messenger RNA, 4192 nt
Organism: Cyclopterus lumpus (lumpfish)
Lineage: Eukaryota; Metazoa; Chordata; Actinopteri; Perciformes; Cyclopteridae
Gene: sema4gb
Product: sema domain, immunoglobulin domain (Ig), transmembrane domain (TM) and short cytoplasmic domain, (semaphorin) 4Gb
Exons: 15
Coding region: 207-2873 (888 amino acids)
Biological process (GO): neural crest cell migration; semaphorin-plexin signaling pathway; negative regulation of axon extension involved in axon guidance
Molecular function (GO): chemorepellent activity; semaphorin receptor binding
Source: RefSeq, a predicted model, not a curated record
GGGGAGGAUCGGCUUGUGUGAGCAGCAUUGGGUAACUGCAGCAGCAGCAGAGCAGCUCGGUGCGGAGAGGACGACUCACAGGAUAUUUGGUGGACUCCAGGAAACAAAAAAGCAGCUGGAGGAUCAUCUGCUCGCUGCGUCGAAGACAACACGCUCCUCAGAUUUUGUCGAGGCCGCGCUCGGACCCGGGUGUCUGUGUGCAGAACAUGGGAGGCCAGAGAUCGGUCCGGCGCCUCCUGCCCCCGCUGCUGCUGCUGCUGCUGCUCCUCGCCAGGCUGUCGCAGCUGUGGGCCUUCCCCUUCAGCCCGUCCCUGGACCUGGACGUCACGCCCAGGACCACCGUCUUCUUCGAAGGUCUGUUGGGCAGCGGCAGUUUCACCGGCUCUUCCAGGAACUACAGCACCCUCCUGCUGGAGGAGGAGAGCGGGCUGCUGUACGUGGGGGGCCUCGGGGUGCUGCACGCGCUCAACACCACCGACAUCUCCACCACGACCGCGAACCUCACGAUUGAUUGGGAUGCUUCCCCCGAACAGAAGAAGCUGUGUCUAAACAAAGGCAGAGACAAUCAGACGGAGUGCUACAAUCACAUCCGCUUCCUGCAGCGAUUCAAUGAGACUCACCUGUACGUCUGCGGAACAAACGCCUUCAGACCUCUUUGUGCUUACAUCGACGCAGAGCGGUUCAGCUUCUCCUCGGGCUUCGAGGAGGGCAGAGACAGGUGUCCAUACGACCCGGCCAAGGGGUUCACCGGCCUCCUCGUCGACGGUGAGAUGUUCACGGCUUCUCAGUACGAGUUUCGCAGCUCUCCAGACGUGCGCAGAAACUUCCCCUUCCCCACGCUCAGGACAGAGGAGGCCCCCACCCGGUGGCUUCUGGAGGCAGAUUUCGUGGGCUCCGUGCUGCUGAAGGAGAGCGUCAACAGCUCCAUCGGCGACGACGACAAGAUUUACUUCUUCUUCACGGAGAGGAGCCAGGAGCAGAUCGCCUACCCGAGCCAGACCAAGGUGUCCAGGGUGGCCCGAGUCUGCAAGAAUGACUGGGGAGGCCAGAGGACCCUGCAGAGGAAGUGGACCUCCUUCCUCAAAGCCAGAAUGGUGUGUUCAGUCCCCGAAUACGAGCUGCACCUCAAUAUCCUGCGCAGCGUGUUCGUCCUGCAGGGUCGGGACGCUCAGAGCAGCGUUUUCUACGGCGUCUUUGGCCUGGAAUGGAAGAAUAUCAAAGCGUCCGCUAUCUGCCAGUACGCCUUCUCGGAUGUGCAGAGGGCGUUCGAGGGGCCGUUCAUGGAGGUGCAGGAGUCGAAGUGGAGGGAGUACACGGGGAAGGUUCCAGAGCCAAGACCCGGAUCUUGCAUAACAGAUGUGCACAGGUCCCGGGGCAUCAACUCGUCUCGAGACCUCCCAGACAACGUGCUCACUUUCGCCAGGAGGCACCCGCUGAUGUCCGGCCAGGUGCACCCGAUAGGCGUGCGCCCGCUCAUGUUCAAGAGGAGCGUCAACUACGUGAAGAUAGUCGUGCACAAGGAGCCGGCGCUGGACGGGAACACGUACGCCGUUCUGUUUUUGGGAACCGAUGACGGGUGGCUGCACAGGGCCGUCGACAUCGGUGGAGAAAUGCACAUCGUGGAAGAGCUGCAGCUGUUUGACAAAGCCCAGCCCAUAAUGAGCAUGGUCAUAUCCUCUGCUCUGCGGAGCGUCUACGUGGGUUCCCACUCUGGAGUGGUGCAGGUCCCGAUGUCCGCCUGUCGGAGGUACACUUCCUGUUACGACUGCGUGUUCGCCAGAGAUCCGUUCUGCGGCUGGGACGGGAGGGCGUGUGUGGAAAUAUCUUCACGUGCACAGAGGUCAAACCUCACCCAGGAUAUCCUGAAGGGGAUCCGAGGCUGCAAGGAGAAUUCGGGAAAUGUGGUCCACCGGCGGCGCUCCGUGAUGUCGGGUGACGACGUGCUGCUCCAGUGCGAACUGCGCUCCAACCUGGCGUCUCCGCGCUGGACGCUGAACGGCAAAGAUCUCCAGGGAUACGGCCUCAAUUCGGGCUACCGCAUCGGCACAGACGGCCUCCUCAUCAUCGGCGCUCGCGCCCAGCAGAGUGGGUCGUAUCGCUGCUUCGCCUCGGAGAACUCCGUCUCAGUCCUGCUUUAUCUUUACACCGUCAGGGUGCACUCGGCAGACUCGUACUUCCCCGUGGAGGCCACGGCCACGACGAACCCCGCCACAGUUUCCAGCACGACUGUCUUCCCCACCGGCGGCCCCACUGAGCAGCCUCUGCCCUCGCCCCCAGCCCCGCUGCCUCCGGGGGCGGAGUUCCAGACCUACAGGCACAUGGAGGCCGUGUACAUUUCCCUGGUGGCGGUCCUCGGGGGGCUUUGCUUGGUGUUGACUGUGGUGCUGCUUUACGUGAGCUUCUGCACCAGACGGGUGUCUCGCAACCGAAAGUUCUCCGAGCAGGGGCUGCACGUCCUGGGCUCCUCCGAGAGAGAGAGGAGCUCCCAUCUGGAACUCAAAACCAUCUCCAGCCACUACAACGGCCGCCAGGGUCGACGCUCCACGUCGGUGGCGACUUUCGGGGACUUGGGCGACGGCUUCCUGCAGAUAGUUCCGGGCGAGGGCCAGUUCUCUCUGUGCAAAACGCCUCCGCCGGCUCCUCCUCUUCCCAUGCCGCCUCCGCUGCCCAACAUGGACUACGCCAACGGGCUGUCGUCCACUCUGCCCAGCGUGCUGAGGAAGAUGAACGGGAACAGCUACGUGCUGCUGCGGCAGGUCGACCACGACGGCAUGUCGCCGCUCUACCACUCCUUCACAGAGGAGCUCAACAGGAUCCUGGAGCAGAGGAAACACGUACAGCUGGACCCGCAGCCCGACGAGAGCUCCAUCUAGGACGCCCCCCCUCUCAGUCGUUGUUAUUUAUUUUGACCCCACGAGGGUGACCCGUAGCUGAGGGGAAGAACUGACUAUUGUAUCAAACGCUGCUGUUAUUUACCUGGUGUCACCUGCAGGUCGAGUCCUCGCUUGACCUGAAAUGUGCAGAUGUGUCCCACGACAAACAAACGGCCCAUGAUUUCAAGUCAACAACGGACCGCACUAACCAGAGAUUGAUAUUUAAAACGUGUAGCCGUGUAAAAGAUAAAUUAACCACAGACUGCACUGUUACAAUGACCACGAGCUGGCCAAGGCUCUCUGGAGGCUUGUGAACGAUGGCGGUCGGAUGACACACAAAAAAAAUGCAAAAGGUGCAAACUGGGACACGAAAAUAAAUCAGGCCCCGGAGGCGAUCUUGUGUUUAUUAUGAGACUGUGGGAGCGUUCAGGAAGUGCGAUGUAACAUUACCCUUCUACGGAGCUUAAAGUGAUACUCCACCCAAAAUCAGCAUUCAAAUGCUGUUGGAAAGUGAAUCGUGUACCUGCCUGUUGCACGUUUCUGUUCCCUGUUCCGAACAGGUUUGACUCACCUGCAGUCACGGGAUCAUUCUGCAUCACGCUGAUGGUGAUAACAGCUGCUAUAGCUGGGAGGCCUUCUGAUGUUGGCAGUCCAGGGUUCAUUCAUGGGCAAAGACAUGCAUCCUUUCAGGAUGAAUUAGUGUGCACAACACCUCCAGGUGUGUCGCAUCAGUGACUAAUAAGGCGUGACCCUCCCGACCCCUGUGUGUGACAUCGGAGCUGACCCUCCGGUCUCCUCCUACAAGCAUUAGAUUGAAGAAGAAGAAGAUUAAGAGUAGUUUCGUGUCCAAACUAGAAACGGUGCGCUCCAUGAAGGUUCACAUCUCAGCCGGGUGUGUCUUACCCCGACUGAAUCUGGGCCAGAGUCGUGACCGAGGAGUCAGCAGGCAGUCAGCAGGCAGUCAACGGCGGUACGAGACGGGCAAUAAAAAGGUGUUUUUGAGAAAGUGUGAGUCGCCGCAGUCCUCGAGAGGUCCUUGAGCGUGCAGCCAUAACCGCCCGCCCGAAAUAUGAUGCAGUUUUGCUUCGGCAUGUUGUGAGAUUAGUCGUGGACGGACACGGAGGUGCACACUCACUCACAGACACACGUGAGCGAUCGCCUGAUUUAUUUCUAGCGGAGUAAGGCAGGCUGCAACUUACAAAUAUUGUCACGAUUACUUAAUCUGCCAUUUUUUUUCAUUUUUUUUUUCAUUUAGCGUAAUUGUUUGGUCUCAAAAAAUGACAGAAAAGGAGUGAAGAAUUCUCAUCACAAUUUUUUUU